Aaosphaeria arxii CBS 175.79 is the source of this 1714-nucleotide messenger RNA. RefSeq names its product tRNA splicing endonuclease-like protein subunit. Gene Ontology annotation, biological process: tRNA-type intron splice site recognition and cleavage. Bases 76 to 1347 code for a protein of 423 amino acids. The transcript has 2 exons. The record is from RefSeq and is a predicted model, not a curated record. Lineage: Eukaryota; Fungi; Ascomycota; Dothideomycetes; Pleosporales. Gene Ontology annotation, cellular component: tRNA-intron endonuclease complex.
AAAUUUCCCCCACCACCACCUCCAACCCAUUACAUCCCCCCCAAAGGCAAUCCCUCCACUACCCCGGAGACCACCAUGGCCGACGAAGACGAAGACGCGCCCAAGCUGCGCAACCAAGAAGACGACGAAAUCGACGCCAGCGAAGAAACCCAAGAUUUCCGCUUCCUGAACAACCUCCAUGCGUUCGAUCCAGGCAACCUCUCGCUCCCCAAGCGCGGAGAGAAAGACUUCGAAACCGAUGCCACCAACCUCCAACUCGACACCCUCGAGGCCUCGCGCCAGGCCAUGCACAGCGUCCUGUCGUGGACCCGCGUGCACAAAGACAAGAAUCGUAUUCUUGGCAUGUACCACGCGGAGAGCAACAUGGCGUACGUCGAAAAAGCGAAGACGCAGAUGUUCCAGACGAUAGGGCGCGCGAAAGGCGGGAAGGAGUGGCUCUUGCCUGAGGAGGCGCUGUUCUUGAUCGAGCGUGGCAGUAUGGAUUGCCGAUGGCCUGUGAAAGAGGAGGAAGGCGAGACUGCGAAUAUUGAAGACGGUGCACCGAUGAGUUUGCAGGGUGCUUACUCUGCAUUCAUCGGGUUUGAAGAGGGCGUAGGGGGAAAAUUGACACUCGAGAUGUAUAAUGUCUACGCGGGAUUGCGCAGGUCUGGAUACAUCGUUUUCCGCACAGGAAGCUGGGACGACGAUUUCGGCGUCUUGCGGACGGAUAUGACAGAACCCAAAGGAUCAGAAUUACAAUCGCAGGGAAGCAUAUUCUACCGCUUCUUCGCGGAGAUCUGGCGACGAAUCAGCACGCCAAACCGCAAUGUCACCGCAGAUGGCCUCCGCUUCGGCCCGCUCGUUAAGCCGGGUCUCUAUCGAAAUUAUGCAGAUAUAUACCGACUCCUCAAGAUCGUCCCCACCCACGACCGCAAGGCACCUCCCAGCUUCGUGCUCCCAGCCGACCGCACCAACCCCUACCGACUCCACUUCGACGUCUACAAGACCGGAACUGGCAAGUUCAGCAAGGCUCGACGAGGGGAUCCGGAUUUCAGGGUUGCGGUCAUUAGCGCAAGGGACACUCCUCUUCCGACGAGCUCGCAGUUGAACGACUUACUCGCGACUGCGCCGUACUCGCCCCCAGAUCCGGCGAAUAAGAAUAUGUAUGCUAGGUUGAAACACGGGACGAGGAAUGUGAUUUUGGCGGUGGUUGAUAACGGUCUUCCGAGUUACAUAAAUGUUGCGGAUACCCCCUUCGAUGGCGAGAGGUUGUUUGAGAAUUCCCUCAAGCCGUUCCGCGGCAAAGGUGGUGGAAGAGGUCGCGGUGGCAGAGGCCGUGGAAGAGGAGGCAGAGGUCGAGGCAGGUGAAAAGGGAACUUUUGGCGGGACGUAAUGAUCACAAAUAAGCUCGACUGUGUCUAAUGAACCAGGACACUGAAGUCACUUCUACUGGGUAUUGCAAUAUUGAAUUGCGAAGGCCCAGCUUCUCAAGUUGAUUCUGAGUUGAGCUGCAGUCGGAAUCCGGUUUCCUUAAAGCCGGACAGAAAUCCAGACAUAUACUCUAGGCUUCUGGUCAAAGAAAUGACCAUAACUCCACAGGGCCAUCACUUUUUGAUAUCAAAGCAAGCAUGGAUCCACGAAGCCAAAUCAUGUAUUGGCAAUUGUGUUUGCAAAGCAACGUAUGAGUUAAAUCUACAGAACAUGAUAUCCUCAAUAUAUACAUUUACCAACGUUC